AUGGCCAAAAGUUCUGGAGAGACUAAGUUCACUUUGAAACUUGUCGUUGAUGAAGAGAGAAAAAAGGUUGUUUUCGCUGAGGCUUGUAGGGACUUUGUUGAUGUGCUCUUCAGUCUUCUGACACUGCCUAUGGGCACCAUUGUCAGAUUGCUUGAGAAUCAUCGUAAAUCUGAGCCUGUGCCUGUUGGUUGCUUUAGCAAUCUCUAUAAAAGUGUUGUGGAUAUGGGCACUGAUGAUUUUGAGACUGAAGCUUGUAAGCAGAUACUCCUUUAUCCGAGGAGUUUGAGAGAUGUCCAGUGCAAAAGGCUUAAGCUCAACUUACACCCUGCUGAGGGAUACAAGUGGUUCUCUUGCGGUUCUUACAACUGUGACAUGUGCAGUGGUUUUAGCACUUCUCGAUGUCGUUGUGGAAAGUUGAUGAACAAAGAGACCCCGAUGUCAGGAGCAAAAGUUGUAGACUACAACAUACAAGAUGGAGUAUUUGUUAGAGGCAGGUCUUCAUUCAUCAUAACUGACGACUUGAAAGUGGCAGUUCGGUCCACUGACCUUGUCUUGAGAAAGCUCAAAUCUGUAGGCUGUGGUGAUCUUCGUAAGGUUUCGGAAAGGAUUGUUGAGAUUGGUUUAGAUGAGGUCAUGACACUACUGGAAUGUAUCUUCUCCUCAAAUGCUUCCUUGACGGACACUUUCCUCAACAAGCAAAGCCCAAAAGGUGUGAUGAAGCCAUGCACUACGCCAAGUCCGUAUAUGGAAAAAGAAAUAGAAGCUAGACCAGAAGAAAUAACAACUUUCAGUGCCAUCGUGAGGAAACACGAUAUGAAGAUUUUAUAUGUUGAAUGCAAAGAAGACUUUGUUGAUCUUCUUUUCACUUUUCUUGCUGUUCCGCUGGAAUCUGUAGUGGAUAUCUCUGGUGAGAGCUCCACUCUUGUGUGCCUUGGAAACCUGUUCAAAGGCUUCAAGGAGUUGAGUGCUACAGAAGUUUCAAGAUCCAAAGCUGUGCUCCCACAUUACUAUAAAUGUCAGAAGCAGUUGCUCGAUAUCAUCACUGAGCGGCCUCAGCUCUUAUUUAGAGCCAGCGACGACGAACUUCUGGAUCUAAUUGAUCCAAAAUCUCAUGGACGUGACCAGUCAAAAAAAGGUAGCGGAUUCGUGAAGAGAGACGCAAGGUUUUGA
This is a messenger RNA of Brassica napus (rape), 1170 nucleotides long. RefSeq lists its product as uncharacterized. NCBI's taxonomy places the organism in Eukaryota, Viridiplantae, Streptophyta, Magnoliopsida, Brassicales, Brassicaceae. The coding region runs from base 1 to 1170 and encodes 389 amino acids. The record is from RefSeq and is a predicted model, not a curated record. The transcript has 2 exons.